AUGGCUGAUAAACAAAAAAUUGAAGCUUUGAAUUAUAUUACAAGUGAUCCAGCUAUCUCAAUCAGUUUCCGAACUUGGGAGCUGUACGAGUAUCCACUAUUACCUAAUACUUCGAAGCACAUUUGGGCAGUUAAAACAUUUACACAGCUCGAGAAACCACGUUUUGUAAUCCUUGGAUUUCAAACAGCAAGAAAAAAUGAUGCAACUAAAAAUGCCAGCGUAUUUGAUCACUGCAACAUUAGAGAUAUAAAAUUAUUUUUAAACUCUCAGAGUUAUCCUUAUGGGAAUUUAAACCUCAACAUUGGAAACAAUCAAUAUGUUCUGUUGUAUGAUAUGUAUAUAAAUUUCCAAAUUUCAUACUACAACAAAGAACCUGAGCCACUGUUGACGAAGAAGAAAUUUUUGGAACAAGCACCACUGUAUGUUAUCGAUUGCUCGAAACAAAACGAAUCAAUAAAAUCUGGACCAGUGGACAUUCGUUUGGAAUUUGAAUCAACAACUCAAUUUCCUGCGCAGACAUCAGCUUAUUGUCUCAUUAUACAUGAUCGCAUAGUCGAGUAUAAUCCUAUAAGUAGCAUCGCGGGAACAAGCAGCAAGAGAACGAGAACGAUUUAA
Microplitis demolitor is the source of this 615-nucleotide messenger RNA. RefSeq lists its product as uncharacterized. The transcript has a single exon. Bases 1 to 615 code for a protein of 204 amino acids. Lineage: Eukaryota; Metazoa; Arthropoda; Insecta; Hymenoptera; Braconidae. The record is from RefSeq and is a predicted model, not a curated record.